Coffea eugenioides is the source of this 3402-nucleotide messenger RNA. Its product is annotated as receptor protein-tyrosine kinase CEPR1-like. Lineage: Eukaryota; Viridiplantae; Streptophyta; Magnoliopsida; Gentianales; Rubiaceae. The coding region runs from base 229 to 3108 and encodes 959 amino acids. Gene Ontology annotation, molecular function: ATP binding; protein kinase activity; receptor serine/threonine kinase binding. The record is from RefSeq and is a predicted model, not a curated record. The transcript is spliced from 2 exons. Gene Ontology annotation, biological process: protein phosphorylation.
AUGCACUCCCCAUCUCAUUCAGCAGUGCUAGUACACUACUGCACGAACCUCCUUUUUCAUCAUCAUCAUGGCUUGUUACUAGUUACUACUGCACCCAAAAAUCCCAUCAAUCAAGCCAUUUAUAUACCUCUUCUCUUCCUCUUCCCCUCCUCUGCAACAACCAAUCUAACUACCUUCAAUCUCUUCCAUUUCCAAAAUACAGCUAUCAGUUUAAAUAUAUAAACUGUCAUGGAUCAUCACUACAUCCUUUGCCCUCUUCUAUUGAUACUUCACAUGUUCUGCUGCUGUCAAGGAACCACAGCUGCUAACCAGUCUCAGUUCUUUACUCUGAUGAGGACGUCUCUCUCGGGGAACCUUUUGUCUAAUUGGGAUGUCAGUAAAGACCAAAAUUUUUGUAACUACCAAGGUGUUGGUUGCAAUAACCAAGGGUAUGUUGAGAAGAUUGAUAUCUCUGGAUGGUCACUCUCUGGCCAGUUCCCUGAAGAUGUGUGCUCUUAUCUGCCUGAGUUAAGGAUUCUUCGUCUUGGCCACAACAAUCUCCAUGGUAGCUUUCCUAGCAGUAUCACCAACUGCUCUCUCUUAGAAGAGCUGGAAAUGAGCUCUGCCUAUCUCACUGGGUCGUUGCCAGACUUGUCACCUUUGAAUUCUAUGAGGUCACUGGACUUGUCCUACAAUUACUUCCAGGGCAACUUUCCUGUGUCAUUUACAAAUCUCACCAACCUCGAGAUGCUGAACUUCAAUGAGAAUGACGGCUUCAACUUCUGGCAAUUGCCCGAGAACAUCUCCAGGCUGACAAAGCUCCAGACAGUGAUCUUGACCACAUGUAAAUUACAUGGCAGAAUCCCAGCAUCAAUAGGCAGCAUGACAUCCCUCACUGAUCUUGAGCUGAGUGGAAAUUACUUGGUUGGCAAGCUCCCGUCGGAGCUGGGGCAGCUGAAGAAUUUGAAACAGCUUGAGCUAUACUACAAUGAACUUGAGGGUGAAAUACCUGAGGAGUUUGGUAAUUUGACUGCACUUGUUGAUUUAGACAUGUCUGUCAACAAAUUCACCAAGGUUCCAGAAGCUCUAUGGCGCCUUCCCAACCUCGCAUCCCUGCAGCUUUACAACAACAGUUUAACUGGAGAGAUUCCUGCAUUCCUCGGAAAUUCAACCACUUUGACUUUGUUGUCCCUUUAUGAGAAUUAUUUGACAGAGAAAGUUCCAGAAAAUCUGGGAAGAUUUUCUCCUCUGGUAGGGGUGGACCUGUCAGAAAAUCAGCUGUCUGGAGAACUGCCAGCAUAUGUAUGCAAUGGAGGUAAACUGUUGUACUUUCUUUUUCUUGACAAUAAGUUUUCUGGAGAAAUCCCGGAAAGUUAUGCAAAGUGUAACUUUCUUCUGCGCUUUCGAGUUAAUCACAACCAAUUGGAAGGCAGAAUUCCUGAAGGGCUUCUAGGCCUUCCACAUGUGUCAAUCAUUGAUAUUAGUAAUAACCACUUGAAUGGCUCAAUUUCCAAAACAAUUGAAGGUGCAAAAAAUUUGUCAGAACUCUUCAUGCAGAACAACAGACUUUCAGGUAUUCUGCCUGUUGAGAUCUCUCGAGUGAUAAAUCUUGUAAAGAUUGAUCUCAGCGACAAUCUCCUGUCUGGUUCAUUGCCUCCUGAAAUUGGCAACCUUAAACAGCUCAAUUUGUUGCUCCUUCAAGGGAACAAGUUUAAUUCUUCCAUCCCUGAGUCACUAUCUUUACUAAAGUCACUUAAUGUUCUCGAUUUAUCUAGCAAUCUGUUUACAGGGAAUAUCCCACAAAGUCUGUCUCAACUCUUGCCAAAUUCCAUGAAUUUCUCAAAUAAUAUGCUCUCUGGUCCCAUACCUCCCCCCUUUGUAGAGGGAUCAGGUCUGCUGGAAAGUUUCUCACAAAACCCAGGCCUUUGUGUGCCCAACCAUCUAAAUGCAUCCCGUAGAGGUUUUCCCCUUUGUUCACCAGCUUACAACAGAAGAAAGGUAAAGCAUAUUUGGGUGAUUGGGAUAUCUGUAGGAAUUGUCAUAGUUGGAAUUGUCCUGUUUCUAAAGCGAUGGUUCCACAACGAUAGGGCGAUGAUGGAGCAUGAGGACACCUUGUCCUCCUCUUUUUUUUCAUUUGAUGUGAAAAGUUUCCAUCGUGUAAGUUUUGAUCAACGUGAGAUCAUUGAAUCCAUGAUUGAUAAGAAUAUAGUUGGUUAUGGAGGCUCUGGCACAGUGUAUAAAAUUGAGUUGAGCAAUGGAGAAGUUGUCGCGGUAAAGAAGCUCUGGAGCAGAAAAGCUAAAGAUUAUGUUUCAGAUGAUCAACUGGUUUUAGACAAGGAGCUGAAAACUGAGGUGGAGACUCUAGGAAGCAUAAGGCACAAGAAUAUUGUCAAGUUGUACAGCUACUUCUCCAGUUUGGAUUGUAGCUUAUUGGUCUAUGAAUACAUGCCAAAUGGUAACCUUUGGGAAGCACUUCAUGGAGAAAAGAUCAUUCUGAAUUGGCCUCCUCGUUAUCAGAUUGCACUGGGAGUUGCACAGGGUUUGGCCUACUUACACCAUGAUCUUUUGCCCCCCAUAAUUCACAGAGACAUCAAGUCUACCAAUAUCUUACUGGAUAUCAAUUACCAACCAAAAGUUGCAGACUUUGGGAUAGCAAAGGUUUUGCAGGCAAGAGGAGGGAAAGACUCCACAACCACAGUUAUUGCAGGGACUUAUGGUUACUUGGCCCCAGAAUAUGCAUAUUCUUCCAAGGCAACCACCAAGUGUGAUGUCUACAGCUUUGGGGUUGUACUGAUGGAACUAAUAACCGGGAAGAAGCCAGUGGAGGCAGACUUAUUUGGAGAGAACAAGGAUAUCAUCUAUUGGGUUUCAACCAAGGUGGAGACUAAAGAAGGACCCCUGGAAGUUUUAGACAAGAAAAUUUCAGGUUCUUUCAAGGAUGAAAUGAUUAAGAUGCUGCGAGUUGCCAUCCGUUGCACAUGUAGGAAUCCAGCUCUUCGCCCAACAAUGAACGAAGUUGUUCAACUGCUGAUUGAAGCUGACCCCUGCAAAUUCGGUUCAUGCAAGUCCCUCAACAAGACCAAGGAGACCUUCAACAUCACCAAGCCAAAGAACAUCUCUGACUUGUGAUCAAAGGACAAUGGUGGGGUGCAAGGUGGAAGUAGAAUAUAGAAUCUAACAAGGCUAGCUCUCUUAAAGUUUGUAGAAACUGUUGAUCGAGAACAACAUAUUACUAUCUUAGUUAUUUUCCAUAAAAGUAGAAGCUAGUAAAGGUAUAGAGUAUCUGUCCCAGUCCCACAUUUUAUCCUUUUUUUAUGUCUUUUUCUUUUUUGGCCUGUUGUAACUAUAUGAAGAUUUAUCAUCUAAAUAUCUAUGUAUAUGAUGAAAUGCUUUAUGCCUACGCAGAGAAUCUGCAAUUUUCAA